Molecule: messenger RNA, 5500 nt
Organism: Austrofundulus limnaeus
Lineage: Eukaryota; Metazoa; Chordata; Actinopteri; Cyprinodontiformes; Rivulidae
Gene: polr1a
Product: RNA polymerase I subunit A
Biological process (GO): DNA-templated transcription
Cellular component (GO): RNA polymerase I complex
Molecular function (GO): DNA binding
Source: RefSeq, a predicted model, not a curated record
GGUCCCACGUGCACGUGAAUCUGCGAGUCGCGAGGCGGACGGAGCGCCAUGGAUUUUUAACACAAGCAGAGUGAAGUUUCAGCUGUUUGACUAAAACAAUGCUGUUUGAUAAAGAAGUGCCAUGGCGGCGCUUAGAGGGCAUGUCUUUUGGCAUGUACUCAGCCGAAGAGAUCAGGAAGUUGAGUGUGAAGGCUGUCACCAACUCCAGGUUUCUUGACGCUGUUGGAAAUGUGGCUCCUAACAGUUUGUAUGAUCUGGCUCUGGGGCCAGCAGACUCCAAGGAGGUUUGUUCAACGUGCUGCCAGGAUUUCAACAACUGUCCGGGACACUUUGGACACAUAGAUCUGCCUCUGCCUGUGUACAACCCACUGUUCUUUGAUAAACUCUACUUCCUGAUCCGUGGGACGUGUCUGAUGUGUCACGUGUUAACAUGUCCUCGAGCUGCCAUCCACCUGCUGUUGAACCAGCUCAAGUUACUGAACCAUGGAGCCAUGCAGGAGGUCUAUCAGAUCGAACAAGUCCUGAAUCAGAUUAAACACCUGGUUGAAAAGAAGAACAACCUGAUCAAUAACUUCUGGAAGAACAACAUGACCAGCAGGAGGUGUCCCAGCUGCAGGUGCGGCAGGGUGGUUGUGCGACGGGAACACAACAGUAAGAUUAUUGUCACCAUGCCAUCAGGAACAAAAGCCAACGUUACAGAUGAAGAUGCCAUGGCUGGAAAGAGAGUCUUCCUGACUGCGAGUACAGCCCGAGAACACGUUAACCAAGUCUGGGAGAAAGACGGUUUCUUCUUGAAAUGUCUGUUUCCUGGGAUGGAAGAGACCCCGGGGUCUGAGGAGAAGGCUUUCCAUCCAGACCUGUUUUUUCUGGAGCUGCUGGUGGUCCCUCCCUGCAGGUAUCGUCCAAUCAAUCGACUGGGUGACCAGAUGUUUACCAACGGUCAGACCGUGAACAUGCAGGCCGUGAUGAAGGACUGUGUGGUCAUCAGGAAGCUUCUGGCUCUCAUAGCAGGAGAGAAAACCACUGAGGAGGCAGAGGCUACAGAGCCAGAAGACCAGACUUUUCUCUCUACCAUUGUUGGCCAAACGUUACCAGAUAAACUCUACAAUGUGUGGAUCCACCUGCAGAGCCACGUUAACAUCGUCUUCGACAGCGACAUGGACAAACUGAUGACGGAGAAAUAUCCUGGAAUCAGACAGAUCCUUGAGAAGAAGGACGGAUUGUUCCGGAAACACAUGAUGGGGAAACGAGUGGACUACGCUGCUCGAUCGGUCAUUUGUCCCGACAUGUACAUUGAAACCAAUGAGAUAGGCAUACCCAUGGUGUUUGCCACCAAGCUGACGUACCCUCAGCCGGUCACACCGUGGAACGUGAAGGAGCUUCGUCAGGCUGUUCUGAACGGGCCCAGUGUUCACCCCGGAGCCUCCAUGGUGAUCAAUGAAGAUGGCAAAAGGACCAUCCUGUCAGCUUCCAACUUCGCUCAGAGGGAAGCUGUCGCCAAGCAGCUGCUSACGCCCUCUCCGGGUCCACACAAGAUCCCCAUGAAGAUAGUAAACCGUCACAUAAAGAACGGAGAUGUGUUGUUGCUCAACAGACAGCCCACUCUGCACAGACCCUCUAUACAAGCCCACUGCGCUCGCAUCCUCCCAGGAGAGAAGGUGCUGAGGCUCCAUUAUGCUAACUGUAAGGCCUACAACGCUGACUUCGAUGGAGAUGAAAUGAACGCWCACUUCCCUCAGAGCGAGCUGGGCAGAGCAGAAGCUUACACACUGGUCAGCACCAACCAGCAGUACCUGGUCCCCAAGGAUGGUAAACCCUUAGCAGGCCUGAUCCAGGACCACAUGGUGUCAGGAACCAAGAUGACCAUCCGAGGCUGCUUCUUCACCAGAGACCAGUACACUGAGCUGGUGUACAGAGGGCUGACAGACAAGGCAGGCAGAGUAAAGCUGCUGCCUCCUGCUCUGCUCAAACCACAGCACCUGUGGACCGGAAAACAGGUGGUGUCCACGCUGCUGCUGAAUAUAAUCCCAGAGAAAGCGGUGCCUCUGAACCUGGUUGGAAAAUCCAAAAUCCCCAGCAAGGCUUGGAUUCAGGACCCACCACGAGCUGCUCCUGGAUACAAACCAGAGAGCAUGUGUGACUCACAGGUGGUGAUUCGUCAGGGCGAGCUGUUGGUGGGGGUUCUGGACAAAGCUCACUACGGCUCCUCAGCCUACGGGUUGGUCCACUGCUGCUACGAGCUGUACGGAGGGGAGACCAGCGGGAAGCUGCUGAGCUGCCUGGCUCGACUCUUCACAGCCUACCUGCAGCUGUACAGAGGCUUCACUCUGGGUGUGGAGGACAUCCUYGUGAAACCUGGGGCCAAUAUGCAGAGGAAGAAAAUCAUUCAGGAGUCCCUGAAGAUUGGCACCAAAGCCCUCCAGGCAGCCUUCAACCUGCAGCCARAUGUGGAUCCAGCUGAGGCUCGGAGCCGAUGGCAGGACGCUCACCUCAACCCCGACCAGAGAGACUUCAGCAUGGCCGACCACAAGUUCAAAGAGGUGGCCAACCAAGUGAACAAUGAGAUCAACAAGGUCUGCAUGCCCGUGGGUCUGCACACCUCUUUCCCAGACAACAACCUGCAGCUCAUGGUCCARUCAGGAGCCAAGGGCUCCACCGUCAACACCAUGCAGAUCUCAUGUCUGCUGGGUCAGAUUGAACUGGAGGGGCGUAGGCCUCCUCUCAUGCCUUCUGGGAAGUUCCUGCCGUGCUUCCAGCCCUACGACCCGUCACCUGGUGCCGGGGGCUUUGUUUCUGGCAGGUUCCUCACAGGAAUCAAACCUCAGGAGUUUUUCUUCCACUGCAUGGCUGGAAGAGAAGGACUGGUGGACACAGCUGUGAAAACAUCUCGAUCAGGAUAUCUGCAGAGGUGCAUCAUUAAGCAUCUGGAGGGAUUGGUGGUGCAGUACGACCUGACGGUGAGGGACAGCGAUGGCUCUGUGGUCCAGUUCUUGUACGGUGAAGAUGGCCUGGACAUCCCCAAGACUCAGUUUCUGCAGCCGAGACAGUUCCCCUUCAUCGAGGACAACUAUGAGGUUAUCAGGAGGGCUCAGGGCCUGGACAGGGUUCUGGCUCGUUUGGACCCACAGCGUGCCAGUCAACACUUUGCAGCCAUCAAACGCUGGAAAGCAAAAAGAGAGCUGGGGUGUCCUCGGAGAGGAGCCUUCUUACUGUUUUCCCAGAAGAAGCUGGCAAAACUAAGAGAAACCAUUCAAGGAACAGAUCCCACCUCGAACCGAGACCUUGCUGUGUUGGAGCUGGUGAAACAGUGGCACGCUCUGGAUGAGGCCGGCAGAGCCAAAUACUGCAGGAAGUCCUGCCGCUGCCCAGAGCCCACGCUGGGUUUGUUCAGGCCUGACGUCUGCUUUGGAUCUGUUUCUGAAAACUUCCACCACAUCACAGAGAAAUACCUCCAGAACAAGUCCAGUGAGAGUCAGGCCAGCGUGGACUCCCACAGCCUCCGGCAGCUGCUGCACUAUAAGUGGCAGCGCUCUCUGUGUGACCCGGGUGAAGCUGUGGGUCUGCUGGCAGCUCAGUCCAUCGGYGAGCCCUCCACUCAGAUGACCCUCAACACCUUCCACUUCGCCGGCAGAGGAGAGAUGAACGUCACGCUGGGAAUCCCUCGUCUGAGAGAGAUCCUGAUGGUGGCCAGUUCCAGCAUCAAAACCCCCAUGAUGAGCGUCCCGGUGCUGAACAACAAGAAGGCCCUGAAGAGAGCUAAAACUCUGAGGAAGAAGCUCUGCAGGGUGGUCCUGGCUGAGGUGCUGCAGAAGGUGGACGUGGUUGAGACGAUGCGAAUUAAAAAAUAUCAAAAGCUGCGAAUUUUCAAAGUCACCUUUAACUUCCUGCCUCCUGAUCGUUACCGUGACGACAAGCUGUUGACUCCCCAUCAGAUCCUGCACUUCAUGGAACAUAGGUUCUUCCGUCUCCUCCUGGAAGCUGUGAGGAAGCGCACAGCCAAACUGGCCUCCAUCGCUGUGGAGACCAGGAAGGCUACCCUCAGAGACAAAGAUGAUGUGGAGGAAACAGCAGGCACAGCUGGGGUGGGUGAUGGAGAAGCAGAGGAAGACAGAGACAUUGUUGAUGACCAGGGGGACGAAGGAGACGCUGAUGCAUCAGAUGCCAAGAGGAGAAGCAAACAGGAGGAGGAGGUGGACUACGACAGCGAGGAUGAAGCUGAGGGCGAUGAUGCUGAAGAUAAGGAGGCUCAGGGCGGGGAGGAGGAGGCCCAGGAGAACCCAGAGUCCAACAGCGUGGAGGAGUCUCAAGCUGAGUCUGCAGGAGUCAGACUGGAGAGCAGACUGGGGUCCUCGCAGCAGAUGAGAGUGAACUCUGUCCUGCAGAUCAACUCAGCCAUAGAGAGUUACUCCUUCGAUCAGGAGCAGGAGCUCUGGUGUGAGAUCCUGGACAUCAACAGGCUGUACUCUAACGAGGUGCAUGCCAUGGCUAACACGUACGGCAUCGAGGUGGCUCUGAAAGUCAUCGAGAAGGAGAUCAAAGAUGUGUUUGCUGUUUACGGUAUCGAGGUGGACCCCAGACAUCUGUCGCUGGUGGCAGAUUACAUGUGCUUCGAAGGCGUGUACAAGCCUUUAAACAGGCACGCCAUCCAGUCCAACUCGUCUCCUCUGCAGCAGAUGACCUUUGAGACGAGCUACAAGUUCCUGAAGCAGGCCACCAUGCUGGGGUCACAUGAUCAGCUGGUGUCUCCCUCAGCCUGCCUGGUGGUGGGGAAGCUUGUGAGAGGAGGAACGGGACUGUUUGAACUGAAACAACCUCUGCAGUAGGACAUGGAUCAAUAAAAUGACCCAAACCAAAUCCUGUGUUCGGUAAACUGUUUCACUUCCUGUUCACGUGGCUGAUGUUCAUGUAGAAGAACCACCGUUUAAAACUAUAAAACUGAUUAUAAAAGUGUUGCUCUGAGUUAUUUCACAUGUUAYAGUUGGACAGUUCUCCACAUAUAUGAAUGCAGCUGCUCCACACUGUAAAUAAAAACACAGCUAAGUGAGCAGAGAACAGCACGCCUSCUCAGGUGGAGCUGUAAUAAUGCUGAGUCAUCCUAACUGAAAACAUACAACCUURAAAAUAAGACUUAUUUUAUGAAGUUAUAUGUUAGUUUGAACCAUGUGACUGACCUGUGAUAGGCUGCUGUCAUCUGUGGAGCUAAUCUGUGACGACUUUAAUGUUUGACCUGUUUUCACUCUCUUUCUCUUGUGACAACAAGCAGCUGCUCACAGGUUUUUAAUUUAACGACUGAUUGAUGUGGAGRAAAUGUGCAGAUUUUUGUCUCCUGUGUUCAUCUUUUAAUUUCUUUGAACCUUUAAAGCUGUUAUCAGUCUUUGCAAGUAAAAAGGUGCAGACUUGUACUUUGCAGCAUACUGUCAUCUUAAAAAAUAAAACAUUUGUUACAAAAAACUAUGUUAUUUUAUGUAUUUAUUAAUGAAAUAAACAGGAAACUGGUUUA